AUGCCAGUCGUGACCGCUCAAGGUCCUGCAGCAGGAACUGGCGAGACCGUCCCAGCGCCUGCCGAGACUUCUCCAUCACCUCAAUCACCGGCCACCACAACUUCGAGUAACCAGAAUUCGAAUGCAAAAAUUCAGGAACAAGUGAAGGUUGUCAUUAAUGAUUUGGCCAAGAAGCUGCACGGUAAGACUACUUUAAAUUAA
This is a messenger RNA of Hydatigera taeniaeformis, 201 nucleotides long. Lineage: Eukaryota; Metazoa; Platyhelminthes; Cestoda; Cyclophyllidea; Taeniidae. The record is from the annotation of a GenBank genome assembly.